AUGGACGACUCGUCGUGCACCCCCAACGCCUUCGAGGCCGUCAUCACGACCCUCUCCUUCUUUUCCCUCUGCGUCUCCUGGUGGCUCGUCGACGUGCCCCUGCUCUUCGUGAAGCCGCCCCGGCGCAGCAGCGACGGCGACGCCUCGUCUUCGCCCGGUCGCGUACGACUCUUCUUUUGCGCCGUGGCGUGGAACUGCAUCCGCGCCGUCCAGCCGACCUACAUUGGCCUCAUCGCCCUCGCGCGCGCCAUCUCGGACGGUCGCAACAGCACCUCGGCGUGGCCGCUGCUGUACUACUUUGGCGACGCGCUGCCGAACCACCCCCAGGUGCUCCGCCCGACCGCCCUGCAGUGGGUGAAGGUCGCCCUCCUCGACGGCGUCAUCCUCGUGACGGAGAUCCUCCUCGUCGUGUACGGAUACACGGCCGGCCGCUACCAUGACACGCGCGUCUUCGCCGCCGGCAUGUGGAUUCUCUCCACGACGCCCGCCUGCGUCCUCGGCGCGUACCUCCUCCUGUUCGUCUCGCGGCGCGUGAGCCGCCUCCACCACAGCUGGCGGCUCGCCACAGCGGGCUCCCUCCUCGUCCUCGUGGGGCUGGCGCUCAUCCUCUCGCUUUACUUUUCCGCGCCGAGGGACAGAGUCCCCGCGAUAGCGAGCAUCAUGACGAUGCAGUGGGUGCUGCCGCUGCUGCCGAUGGUGGCGUGUCAAUGCACUUGCUGCGGACUCAGCAGAGGCAUGCCGUGGCGCAUCGUGUACUUGAUCUUUGCGGUCGCUGUCCGCACCAUCACGCUGACGCUGGACGUGGGCAGCUCGACGUUCUCCAACGAGUUUUGGUUCUGCCGCGUGCCGCCUCAGGCCGGCGGCUGGGUGACGGGCGUGUUCGGCGGCGCGCUGCUCUUCGGCUUCGCCAUCAAGGGCGUGGUGGACGCGGAGCGGUGGAGGCCGGAGCUCGUCAAGGUGUGGAAGGGCCAGCAGCAAGGCGCGUUGUCUACGGAGACGUACGUGCCCCUCCAGGACGACGAGGAGCGGCAAAACGAACCGCCUCGGCCGCCGCAAUCGCCUCCGCCUCCUUUUACGCCGCAGCCGCAGCAACAGCAGCAAGGCGAGGACCACGGCGAGUCCGACAUGCUCCAAGCCGAGGGCAUUGAGCGCCGGUCGACAGACUUGCCGUCCUACCAGGAUGCGACGCGGCGGACCGACACAAUGCCGCCGUCGUACGGCGAGGCUGCUCCGGAUGGUCAAUUGGUGUUUGACUGA
Molecule: messenger RNA, 1257 nt
Organism: Purpureocillium lilacinum
Lineage: Eukaryota; Fungi; Ascomycota; Sordariomycetes; Hypocreales; Ophiocordycipitaceae
Source: RefSeq, a predicted model, not a curated record